ACAUCAAUAAGCGAUCGGCAACAUGCAAACAAUAUUGGCGAUGAACAUGAUAGCUUUGAUUAUCAUGCUAUCAAUAUUUAUACAAACAUUAGGAAAUGAUCUUGCACCUGCUCCAUCCCAGACAUUACCUUGUCUGGAUGACGUGAAAACAAUUCCAAAUUGUGUAAAAGCAGUGUUUCACUUCAAAUUCAAAGAGGUCACAGAGACGUGUUGCACUAUCCUUCUCACCCUUCCCGAUGAUUGUUUCGGGUUUUUGUUUCCUAUUCCUCGUGUCUACCAUUUUCUUCUUAAGUCUGCUUGCAAAAAUACUUAUAAUCACUAUUGAUAAACAUUUCGUGAUAUUUUGUUAAUCAAAUGUAAAAAAUCAUCACUAAUUA
Arabidopsis lyrata subsp. lyrata is the source of this 377-nucleotide messenger RNA. RefSeq lists its product as uncharacterized. NCBI's taxonomy places the organism in Eukaryota, Viridiplantae, Streptophyta, Magnoliopsida, Brassicales, Brassicaceae. The record is from RefSeq and is a predicted model, not a curated record. The transcript has a single exon. Bases 23 to 325 code for a protein of 100 amino acids.